ACGAUAAACAUAAACGUCAUAACACCACCAUCUGUGCAAAUACGUUUUGCGUUGUUAUUUUUUACAUAUUUCUUCCAAAAAACAUCUGAUAACGUUAAAAAUGACGAAACUAGCGGACAACGUGAACCCCAACAUAUACGACAAAGGUUCUGAACGCGAAAUAACCGCUGCAGAUUACGACGAAGAUAUCGAAGAUUUGAUCGACGAGCGAGAAAUUUUCGAUUUGAUCAGAAAUAUUAAUGAUCCUGAACAUCCUUUGACUUUAGAAGAGCUCCGUGUGGUAGAAGAGAGUGGUAUUAGAGUGGAUAAUAAGGAGAAUACUGUUUUUGUUAACUUUACGCCGACUAUUCCUCAUUGCAGCAUGGCUACCUUGAUAGGCCUAUCAAUCCGAGUCCGCCUCCUCCGAGCUUUACCCAGCCGUUUCAAAGUGAGCGUGGAAGUCUCCGAGGGCUCGCAUGUAUCUGAGCAUGCGGUGAACAAGCAACUAGCUGACAAGGAGAGGAUAGCGGCCGCGCUCGAGAAUAAGAACUUAGUGCAAAUCAUUAAUCAGUGUAUUGCUGUAGUUUAAUACAUAGAUAUACCUAAAGAUUCUUUAUAAUCAUCAUGUGCCGAGCCUUUUCCCAACUAUGUUGUGGUCAGCUUCCAGUCUAACCGAAUGCAGCUGAGUAGGUACCAGUGUGCCUCAAGUAGCAAGUGUCUAUCUGACCUCCUCAACUCACUUACUCGGGCAACCUGAUACUCCUUGGUAAAACUGGUUGUCAGACUUUCUGACUUCUGACUACCCGUAAAUACUGCCAACGAUGUUCAAUGACAGCAGAUUUAUGUAACUCUUUCAAACAAUCCCUCAGCCCAAUGUUUGUAAUUUUUUCACACAAAAACUACUCGAAGGAGUUUAAUAAAACUUGACAAUAAUAUAGCUUAUAUAUCACACUAACAUAUAGCCAUUUUUCACCCAUGUGUGGGCAGUAGGUUCCUCAUUAUCUAGUAGUGUGUAACUGUAUGAGCGACAGUGUCGGAGGCUCGCACGUGUCUGAGCACGCGGUGAACAAGCAGCUAGCUGACAAGGAGCGGAUAGCGGCUGCGCUCGAGAACAAGAAUCUAGUGCAGAUCAUUAAUCAGUGUAUUGCUGUAGUUUAAUACAUAGAUAUAGACUAGACUAUAAACAAGCGGUUUUCAGCAGCGUCCCAUAGGAACUUCUUACUGCCCAUAAGUAUAGAUUUCACCCCCAGAUAAAAUAAAGCCCAAAUUACUGGGAAAUCAGACGUCAAUCAGAAUGAGUGUCAGACUCUUACUGACUAAAACCCACCAUGUACCAGCUUCCACGUUCUUACGUACCAGGACAGCGUUAACUCUUUCAAACAAUCCCAUAGCCCGAUAUUUCUUACUCUUACAUGCAAAAUCCACUGAACGGAUUCUAAUAAAACUUGAUAGUAACAUAGCCAUAUAUCACACUAACAUAUGGCAACUAUGUCAUGUUAGUAGGUGUGUUACCUACUAACAUGACAUAGCAAUACCUGCAACUUAAGAAUGGCUGAACCUGAACUGAAAAUUACUGGGAUAGGUAGCUUAUAUAACACACUAACAUAUAGCCACUUUCUACCCAUGUGCGGCAAGUAGGACCCUCAUUAACUAGUAGUGUAUAACUGUGUGAGCGGCGAAGGCUCGCACGUGUCUGAGCACGCGGUGAACAAACAGCUAGCUGACAAGGAGCGGAUAGCGGCCGCGCUCGAGAAUAAGAAUCUAGUGCAGAUCAUUAAUCAGUGUAUUGCUGUAGUUUAGUGAGGGUAGUUUUAAGUAAUCGAAUGUAGUUUUGGAAAGAGCACAUUUAUUUCGCCAAGACAGAAGUCCAAUAUUCAAUCAGUUUUCAUCCCUAGUUAACAUGAUUCUUAAGGAAGGCUUUAGUGUAUAAUUUAUUAGCUUUUGUAACUAUUUCUGAGUACAUUAAUAGUACCUAUUUAUAUCUCAAUUUCAAAAAUCUCAGCAUACAAAGUUGCAAGUGUCUGCUUUUUAUUUUUAAUUCAUUACGGUCUAUCAAUCCGUAAACAUAGUGUAAAAAAAUCCUAUGUAUCAGAUUUAUUUGCAAGU
Molecule: messenger RNA, 2085 nt
Organism: Helicoverpa armigera (cotton bollworm)
Lineage: Eukaryota; Metazoa; Arthropoda; Insecta; Lepidoptera; Noctuidae
Gene: galla-2
Product: MIP18 family protein galla-2
Exons: 2
Coding region: 101-568 (155 amino acids)
Biological process (GO): iron-sulfur cluster assembly
Cellular component (GO): cytosolic [4Fe-4S] assembly targeting complex
Source: RefSeq, a predicted model, not a curated record